This is a messenger RNA of Colletotrichum orchidophilum, 606 nucleotides long. RefSeq lists its product as uncharacterized. The coding region runs from base 1 to 606 and encodes 201 amino acids. The transcript has a single exon. NCBI's taxonomy places the organism in Eukaryota, Fungi, Ascomycota, Sordariomycetes, Glomerellales, Glomerellaceae. The record is from RefSeq and is a predicted model, not a curated record.
AUGGCAUACAACAAACACGAUCUUCGCAACGAAUAUCCGGCCCGCCGCCGGCACCAAUCACCGACUUACUCUGACUUGAGCGUCGGAAGUCCAGAAUACAGCCCAAAAAGAGAUGCGGGGGCUGUUCGAGUAGCACACAGACAUGACGAGUCACCCGAUCACAGAGGCCGAAUUGAAGUCUACGAAGAAGACCGAUACAAUCCAAGAGAUAGAGACUACUAUCAUGAAGAAAGACGUCCACGCUCACGACCAAGAUCCGAGGCCUACGACCACGGCCGGAGUCAUCACAGCCACAACCACGGGCACCAUCACCACCAUAGUCACACACGCAGCAGGAGCAAGCGGAGGCAUUCUACCUCCGGCCCCAACUGGGGCCAGGCCGCUGUUGCAGCUGCUAGUGCCGGCAUCAUCGAGGCUGGGCUAGCACGACAUGACAGAGACCGAACUGCAAGAGUUAUGACGGCAGCAGCGGGUGCAGGGGCGAUCGAUGCCAUCGCUGGGAAGCAAGGCGAGAAGCCGCAUAGGAGCUGGGAAAAUGUCGUUGGCAGUACAGUUGGUGGGUUGGUCGUUGACCGUUUGGCCCAUGGAUCGGGACGGCGGCACUGA